CAAAAAGACGCCCAGUCCAAACCCGCAGCCCCCAGCAGCAGGCCAGCAGCCGGACUCGGAGGCAGCCGAGGAGGCGACCGGCUGACCGCAGCGCGGAGAGCCAGAGACAAGGAGCGCGCAGGCGCGGCGCAGCCGCCACAGUCCGCACCGGACCCCGUGGACUAGGCGAGCGCGCGGGGGAGCCUCGCGGGCGGCGGGCGGCGAUGUCGGUGAGCUGCGGGCUGGAGUGGGUGGUGUGCCUGGGGUGCACGCGGUGGGCGUGGAAGCGGCUCACCUACAUCGGCGCCUACGACAGCGAGACGUGGCCGGCGGCGGCCCCCGCCGAGUUCGAGCCCGUCCCACGCCUCUGCCGCGUCGUGCUCGCCAACUACGACCCAGACCUCAGCAACCCCAAGUUCGCGCCGCCGGGACGCGGGUACGCCGACGUCGACCCCAAGGGCAUCGUCAAGCGCGCCACCUACGACGACGUCGGCAACCGGUGCCCGCCAUACCUCAUCUACGUCGACGAGGCGCACAAGGAGAUCAUCCUCGCCGUGCGCGGCCUCAACCUCGUCCGCAACGCGGACUACAAGGUGCUCAUGGACAACAAGCUCGGGAUGCAGAUGUUCGACGGCGGCUACGUGCACCACGGCCUGCUCAAGGCCGCCCAGUACAUCCUGGAGCGGGAGACGGAGACGCUGCGGGACCUGCUGCGGCGCUACGGCCCCGAGUACAAGCUCAUCUUCACCGGCCACUCACUUGGCUCCGGCAUCGCUGCGCUCAUGACCGUGCUCGUCGUCAACAACCGCAAGGAGUUCGACAAUAUACCCAGGAGCCGAAUCAAGUGCUACGCGCUCGCGCCCGCCAGGUGUAUGUCGCUCAACCUCGCCGUCAAGUACGCAGACGUCGUCAGCUCCGUCGUGCUCCAGGAUGACUUUUUGCCAAGAACGCCAACGCCACUAGAGUACAUUUUUGGGUCUAUCUUCUGUUUGCCCUGCUUGCUAUUCCUCAUUUGCUUGAGAGAUACAUUUAAACAAGACAAGCGAAAAUUUAAGGAUCCAAGAAGAUUGUAUGCUCCUGGGCGAAUGUAUCAUAUCGUUGAGAGGAAAUUUUGCAGAUGCGGAAGGUUCCCGCCUGAGGUCAGAACUGCUAUUCCUGUGGAAGGACGAUUUGAGCAUGUUGUGCUAUCAUGCAGUACCACUUCUGAUCAUGCCAUUGCUUGGAUCGAGCGAGAAUCACAAAAGGCUUUAGAGCUAAUGAAGGAAAGUGAGAAUGCAAUGGCUCCACCUCCACAACAAAAGAUGGAGAGGUUGCAAAGUUUUGAGGAGGAGCACAAGAGUGCCCUCCAGAGAGCGAAGACAUUGGAUGUUCCUCAUGCUGCUGAUCUGUCAGAAGAGGAAAUUCAGGAGGAUGGUAGCACUGCACCACCCUCUGAUACUCAUAGCGAGACGACUAUGGAACCGAAAUCUGCAGGAAGAAGCAGCUGGGACGAACUGAUGGAGAAGCUUUUCACCAGGGAUGAAGAUGGGAAACUCGUCGUGAAGAAGGACAUGGCGAAGGAGAUUGUUGUUGAGUAAUGAUGAUUAUAAGACUACUCUGCACAUGGUAGUUCAUUCUUUUGGCUGGAUGUACAAAGGAGUAAGUUGUGGCCGCGAUACAUCUAUACUAUUUUGUUUUUUUGCUAGUCUGUUGAAACGUCUUUUUGAGGUCCAUUCAUUUUUCAGUAUAGAGAAGAGGGGUAGUGCAAAGGGCUAUAUAGUUCGCAUUUGUGUAGAGGCUUCAUCUAUGUGCAUUCUUGGACCUUUGAAGUCUUGUAAAUUUAUCAAUACAGGCUUUGUACUAGUUUGUACAUUGUUCUCUGUAAUGGAUCGCAAGUUAAGAAUUUAUUUGGGAAGUUAAAAUUGUUGCAUGAUAAUUGAUUA
Molecule: messenger RNA, 1901 nt
Organism: Setaria italica (foxtail millet)
Lineage: Eukaryota; Viridiplantae; Streptophyta; Magnoliopsida; Poales; Poaceae
Exons: 6
Coding region: 204-1556 (450 amino acids)
Biological process (GO): lipid catabolic process
Source: RefSeq, a predicted model, not a curated record